UGUGUACAAGAAAAAUUUUUUCCCCUCGCGAGCUGGAAAGACCGGCCAAACAGCAUUUGAAAAAUGUACUCGUUGUAGGUCAAGCAGUCUUUUCAUCGCUCUCGUAUUUCGACCGUUUAUAGCAGGAAAUAUGAAGUUUACAGUGUUGGAGGCCGAUGGCAAGGCACACGAAUUUGUUCUUACGGGGCACAAACUCGGGCAACAGGUUCUGGACAAGGUCUGUGAGAAGCUGGGAAUCAAGGAAAAAAAUUAUUUUGGUCUUCGAAACUCUGUCAAUGAUAUCAGCGUCUGGCUAAAUCUGAGAAAUCCGGUUUCAACUCAGCUUCGCCCACAUUUGCCUGGAAAACCUCAUCGACUUCGCCUCGAAGUUAAAUUUUUCGUUGCACCCCAAGAACUUCAACAGGAGGAAACGAGACACCAGUUUUAUCUCUGUCUCAAAAAGCAAAUCGCCGAAGGAAAGUUCAACUUGACGCAGGAGAAGGCUGUUCAACUGUGUGCUCUGAUGGCUCAGGUGGAGUAUGGAGAUUUACACUCGAACGCGCCAAGAAGCUACCCCCAAUUUCUUUCUCCCUGGAGCAGGGACGACAUGGAAAGAAAAAUAGCUGAGGCCCAUAGGAAGCUAGAAGGGAUGUCUUCAUCAAUUGCAAGAGAUGCAUUUCUUAAUGUUAUGUCCAAGGAGGAGCUCUAUGAUGCAGAAAUUUUCAAGGCCAAGGCAGGAGGACAGAAAGUUUUAGUUGCAGUAGGAAGUAGUGGCUUGAAAGUUUACGAGAGAAGAACUCAUGGGAAACUUAAGCAAACCAUUGGGUUUGAGAGCAUCAUGAAGAUGAACCUGUCUGAAGAGCGGCUGAUUGUUGUUUUGAAAAAAGCAUCGGAGAACAGCAAGUUAAACUUUGUCCACUUCUUCCUUGCCAGUGGUGACGCUGCAAAGGCAAUCCAUAAGGCUGUCAUGGAGCACCAGCUGUUUUUCUACUCAAGUAAAGUGCGGCAAUCAGUUCUCAAUCACUACUUACUUUCCACUCCUUGUUGGGCCCUACCAGCCAAGUGGUUCACCAAGACACCGUCGUGUGAACUGUACCACUUAGAUGUCAAGCAUACUAGGCGUCAGGCCUAUGACCUUCACUAUGAACAUGUCCAUGAGAAUAGUGACACUGUGUUCAGACAGGAGUGGGUGUCAAAAUGUUCCAAGUGUAACUCUGCAGAAGCAAAUACACUGUUCACACCUUGUGGCCACUUGGUUUUCUGUGGAGACUGCACUGAGGAUGGAACUGUGUGCCCAGUGUGUAACUGUGCUGUGACAAGCUGGCAAAGAGUUUAUUUUUCUAAUGAUUCAGAAUGUGAUGACUGGACUUGCCAGAUUUGCAUGGACUCUGAAAUUAACACAGCAUUUUCUCCUUGUGGACAUGUGUGUUCCUGUGAGAGCUGUUCACGCCAUCUUCCCUACUGUCCCAUGUGCAAGACAUUUAUUACUUUUGUUCAGAGAAUUCAUGUCCAGUUCCCAGAACAUCCUGGUGAAAGUGAUAAUGAUGAUGAUGAUGAUGGAAACGAUUCAUCUUGAGGUUGACUUAUACAUGACUUUGUUAAAUUGUUUUAGUGACGUGAACUUUUGUGGGAAAUAAGGAAAAUAGAUAUUAGUGAUUGAUUGAUUGAUUGAUUGAGAGAAUUACUGAUUGAUCAUAAUUUAACUUAUUUUGUAUGGGUGACAUUACAUUUUGAGCAUUUGUUUGAGUCAUUUGUCCAAGCCAUCACUUUCUUUCAGUUCAAAUAUGAUGAUUGUGUUACUUUAUUGUCACUUGCAAACUUAUCUUUAUUUUUGUACCCCUUAAAACUGGAUACUCAUUCAUGCAAUUAAUUAUUGUUGUUCAGAAACAUUUAUUUAUUUUACUAAGAGAAUAUAUUUAAUAUAUCACAGUCAACCUAAUCAACUUUUAAGAUCUUUAAUUUUGUAGGUUUCCAUUUCAUUUUGAUUACUUUUUAGACAUGGCAUUACUUAAUUAAGUCACCGGUGUACAGGUUUAACUUAAAAAGUGGGGAAAAAAAACAAAAAAGUCAUUUCUCAUUAUAGGCAGGAUGUACCAUGCGGUUUUGAUUUUUGCAACUAUACCUAAAUCCAGUUAAUGUCUACAUGGUUGUGUGAUGGUUUCAAAAUCCAUAUUAAUAUAUUUGUGAUCAGUUAGUUUUUGGUUUCAACUAUUUGUGGAUCAUUUCCAUGCAUUUAAGCUCCCUUAUGUCCAAAUAUUAUAUCCCUAGCCAAUUUACAGGGAUAAACUGAAACAAAAGUUAACUUACCCAAAGAAAAUUGAAAUCAAAAAUUAACUACAACAUAGACAUAUUUGUAGUGGAAACAGGUCUAAGUGGAGUCAAAUCUGGUCUAAUUGCAAGCUAAAUAAGAGGACUGUGAAUUGGGAAUCCUAAAUUUUGCUUGAUUGCAAGCAAGGAUGCAGAAUUGGACCUGCUAGCAACAAAUCAAAACUAUACCUCUAUAGCUGUAAAUUUAAUUUGACAAAACUGUUGAUUAAACCCCUUGAUAAACGAAAAUUAUAACAGUUGAGUUCGUUUUUAACCAAGAUACAUAAGAAAAGUAUUCAUUCAAGUCGUAAUGUCCAAAUUACUCUGCCACUUUUCCACACUGCUUAUUUUGGCUUAAUAUGGACCUACUGAUAAUAAUAUUAUUGAAUUUGAUUUUUAUUUGAUAGUAAUAGUUUUGCUGAAGUUCUGAAUGUAAUUGCCCCUUUUGACAUCGAGAUCUAUUGAGUAAUAUAUAUAGUAUCUAUUUAUUUUUAAUCUAGUUUAAGGUUUAGGACACAACUUUGCGCUUUGAAAAAAAGUGAUAACUAUUUAUAGAUGAACAGAUUCUUGAAACUGUGUAAGGGUUUGGUUGCAAGGGCUAGAACCUAGUGAACCUCGUUGUAAAGAAUGUCAAGAUUAUAAAAUUAAUAUAAUUAUCAAGAUAUUGUAAAUGAUGUGAGUCUGUAUUGUACAUUAAUUUUGUUUCCUUUUAGCAGAGAAAACAGUUACUUCAUCUUUUUUCCCAUGGAAAAGUGCGAUAAGUUAAAGAAAAAUAAAGUUCUAAAACGUUGAUAAAAAGAGUACUUAUUAAAGGAUAUUUGUUUUAAAAUGUA
Orbicella faveolata is the source of this 3119-nucleotide messenger RNA. RefSeq names its product E3 ubiquitin-protein ligase MYLIP-like. Gene Ontology annotation, molecular function: ubiquitin-protein transferase activity. Gene Ontology annotation, cellular component: cytoskeleton. The record is from RefSeq and is a predicted model, not a curated record. NCBI's taxonomy places the organism in Eukaryota, Metazoa, Cnidaria, Anthozoa, Scleractinia, Merulinidae. Gene Ontology annotation, biological process: ubiquitin-dependent protein catabolic process.